AUGGCAUCCACCACCCCCACUAGUAGCGGGAACAUUUCCCAAGACGACGACCAAGCCAUGACCCUGAAAAAACCGCCCCCCCCAAAGAAGCGCACGAACAAACUGCUGGUCGAACUGCUGCCAUUGCAGCACGACGAGGUCGACUUGGAGCAGCAGCGGGCGCGGCGCAUGGCGCACUCAACGUCCGACGUCGCGAGAUGA
Aphanomyces astaci is the source of this 201-nucleotide messenger RNA. RefSeq lists its product as hypothetical. NCBI's taxonomy places the organism in Eukaryota, Oomycota, Saprolegniomycetes, Saprolegniales, Verrucalvaceae. The coding region runs from base 1 to 201 and encodes 66 amino acids. The transcript has a single exon. The record is from RefSeq and is a predicted model, not a curated record.